CAGCAGAACUCCGCCCUGGAAGCGGCAGGGGCUUAGGCAGGGUCAGGGAAGGGGUGUCGCAAGUUGGAUCCUGGUUGGAACGGGCCCAACCGCACUGUUUACAUCCCCAGUGACUGAGAGCUGCAUAGAAAAGGUGCCAAUGAAGCUGCUAAUGGCAAUGAUGCUGGGUUUGAUGGCGAUGGUCGAUGGCCAAUUGUCAAAGAAUAAGGAUAGGAUGUGUGUCUACCAGGUGCUCUCCCAAGGGGAUGCUUUAUUCUGCAAGGGCAACCUUCAUGUGAUCUACCCAGAGAUAGGGGAUGUUGACUGCAUAUAUAUCCCUGAGUGCAAUGACUUCAGGCAGAAGAUUAGCAGUUGGGAUAGACCUUCCAUCAAAUACUCCCGGGCUAAUGAGAAUAAGAAGUACAUAUUGAUGAUGGUUGAUCCAGAUGCCCCCAGCAGGAAUUAUCCAAAAAAUCGCUACUGGAGACACUGGCUGAUAGCGAAUAUCAGUGGUACUAGCCUCAAGACUGGGAACAUACGUGGCUAUGAGCUGACUGGCUACAAGCCUCCUAACCCACCUCCAGAGACUGGUUUCCAUCGAUAUCAGUUCAUCCUGUUUGAGCAGCCAGAAAAAAGAAAACAGAUCACCCUGAGCUCCAAGGAAAAGGCUAACAGAGGUUCCUGGUCCAUCAGUGACUUCAUAAAGCAUUUCUGCCUGGGCACUUCUAUGGCUGCCAGUCAAUUCCUCACUCAGCACUACCGUGAUUUUUAGCAAGACCUACAAUCACCUGGAGAAAGUGUCAAAUGACCAGGGACAGAACCAGGCUUGGGCUGCUCCUUUCCAAGCUCUAUGUCAAAGGUACCAGCUCUUUGCCCAAUCACCCUUUCCCCCUGCAAGGUCAUCUCAAUAUUGGAGAACUUCAGGCUGUAGCCUCUAGGUUUGGAAUCCCUUUCACACUGCACAAAAUAAAUAAAAAUAACAUCCUCAAUUGCCUUCUAGUUUGAA
Messenger RNA from Vombatus ursinus (common wombat), 985 nucleotides. It is a transcript of the gene PEBP4, whose product is annotated as phosphatidylethanolamine binding protein 4. Lineage: Eukaryota; Metazoa; Chordata; Mammalia; Diprotodontia; Vombatidae. Bases 140 to 751 code for a protein of 203 amino acids. The record is from RefSeq and is a predicted model, not a curated record. The transcript is spliced from 7 exons.